This is a messenger RNA of Acanthopagrus latus (yellowfin seabream), 1740 nucleotides long. Its product is annotated as beta-1,3-galactosyltransferase 2-like. Gene Ontology annotation, molecular function: N-acetyl-beta-D-glucosaminide beta-(1,3)-galactosyltransferase activity. Gene Ontology annotation, cellular component: membrane. NCBI's taxonomy places the organism in Eukaryota, Metazoa, Chordata, Actinopteri, Spariformes, Sparidae. Bases 199 to 1332 code for a protein of 377 amino acids. The transcript is spliced from 2 exons. The record is from RefSeq and is a predicted model, not a curated record.
UUUGAAACACUCUGUCUUCUCCCUCCCUCCCCCAUCUCUCUCUCUCCCUCCCUCCCUCUUUAUUAGUGCCUCACAUUUUAAUAGUGAAGUCAAUGUCGUGUGAAAGUUUGUCUGGAGCAGCUCGUCCUCGCAGCUGAAGCCGCUCGGCACCGGUGUCGGGGGCGGAAUUGGUAAAGAAGCAGGAAGGGAAGGCUUGUCAUGGAGGAGAGCGACUCAGGUGGGACUGUGCCGAAAAGACAACUCAUCUCGAGCCUGUUGUGUCGUCAGAAGAAGUCUUCGUUUCAGUCCUGGUUCGGGGUCCUGCUCAUGCUGGGUUUAGUGUUUGCGGUGUGCUACACUCUGUCCGACAGCUCUCCAUCAUGGACUCAAUUCUAUGAGCACUACCAGAACUUUAUAAAAAAGACCAACCAGGUUAAUUCACACCCUGGUUAUCCUGUCCAUCCAAAACACAGAGAAAGCCUGAGGAUUAUUCUUAAUAGCACAGAAGGGAUUAAGUACCACCAAGCCUAUGCACCCAACUACCACUUUAUUAUGGAUAACAAAGACGUGUGCAAGGUCUGGACCCCUUUCCUGGCCCUGUUGGUUCCAGUGGCACCUCAUAACGUGGCGGCUCGAGACGCCAUCCGGCAGACAUGGGCCAACAGGAGCGUGGUUCAGGGCGAGGUGGUGAUUACUCUGUUCAUGCUGGGCCUCCCUGGAGGCGAUGAUGCUGAGCAGGUGCAGGAGACGCUCAAACAGGAGAAUCUGAAGCACCAAGACCUGAUCCAGAGUAACUUCAUGGACACCUACCUCAAUCUGACCAUCAAAACCAUGGUGAUCAUGGACUGGCUGGCCACGCACUGCCCUUCAGCGGCAUACGCCAUGAAGGUCGACUCGGACAUGUUCCUGAACAUCGACAACCUGGUGAUCAUGCUGCAGAAGCCGGGCAUCCCCACGGAGAAAUACCUGACGGGGAUGCUAAUGUGGGACAGGCCGGUCGUGCGUUCGAAGGACUCCAAGUGGUACGUCCCCGAGGAGAUGUACCCAGACCCCACCUACCCGACCUACUGUCUGGGCAUGGGAUAUCUCUUCUCCAAUGACCUUCCAGAAAAGUUUGUGGAGGUCUCGAAAACAAUCAAACCCUUCAACAUUGAGGACGCUUAUAUUGGGAUGUGCAUGAAAAAGCUAGGACUUCAACCCACAUCACCGCCAGAUGCCUCCCAGUUCAAGGCCUACAACAAGCAAUACGAUCGCUGUGAAUACUCCAAGAUCAUCACCUACAUUCUUGCGUCUCCAGAACAGCUGGUGGAGUACUGGACAGACUUGAAGAAGCCAGGCGCUCCUUGUAAGUGAAGCGAGUGAAGACAGGAGUUUAAUUAGUGUGCAUGUAAAUAUGCUCAAUGGUGACUGCAGAUGUUCCGAGAAAGGACGCGGGGGAGCUUUUGACCACAAGCAGGUUAUUUAUUGUUUGCACCUUGGUCGUACAUGUUAGUUUACAGAGGCAGACAGUAAUGCCUCGAGCACUAGGAUGCAUGGACACACAUUCCUGUUACAGUACCUGCAGGACGCUGCGCGAAGGUAACAAUGAGUCAUACUCUGUGCAGGAAGAGCACGAGAAUCUAAUGACAACAAACCCAGGGUUGGAAAGGAAAUAAGCCAUAUCGGAACUUGGCAGAAAUGUGUAACAGUUCUUAUUUUACUUUCUGUUUUAAAGAUAAAUUAACACAUCAAAAACUGUACUAUUAAAGGGGCCAAACUAUU